AUGAAGCGACAGAUCGCGAGAGGUGUGCGCGAUGCGUCUGUAGCUCUGCGAAGCGGUACUACCGGUGCACGUAAUUCACCGCAACCCUUCAUCUGUCCUGCAUGCAGACGACAGCUAUCCAGCAAACCUGUAACAAUACCAUAUGCCACCGGCCAACGACAGUUAACGACGAGUCGAGGCCAGCAGCAACAAGCCACAGCGCCAGCAAGUCCCGAGGCUGCAUCGUCCAGCAGCUUGCCGCAGACUCACUACGACUUCUUUCCACAAACGUUUCCAGGUGGUCCACCGCCUGCAUCACCAUUCACUCCAGAUCUGAAGCAAUUACGGAAGGAAUUCCUGCAAUUACAGGCCAAGGCGCAUCCGGACCUUGCGCCUGCGAACCAGAAGAGACAAGCAGAGGCUCUGAGCAGCCGGGUCAACGAAGCAUACAGAGCCCUACAGGACCCGCUGAAACGCGCACAGUACUUGCUACUACAGCAGGGCAUAGAUGUGGAGGAUGAGUCGGCGAAGAUGUCUGGUGGACCAUUAUUGAUGGAAGUCAUGGAGGCGAGGGAGGCCGUGGAUGAGGUAGAGACCGAGGAGGACCUGGUGAGCAUACGAGAGGAGAAUGAUGCACGAAUAGCGGAGAGCGUGGGAGCUCUGGAAGCAUUAUUCGCGAACGGAGACCUGCAUGCUGCCGCCGCAGAAGCUGUAAGAUUAAGGUAUUGGACGAACAUUGCUGAGAGCAUACAUGGGUGGGAGAAGGGUAGUGGUGGUGGUGUCAUACAUCAUUAA
Recurvomyces mirabilis is the source of this 774-nucleotide messenger RNA. RefSeq names its product molecular chaperone (gene JAC1). Gene Ontology annotation, cellular component: mitochondrion. The coding region runs from base 1 to 774 and encodes 257 amino acids. The record is from RefSeq and is a predicted model, not a curated record. Gene Ontology annotation, molecular function: ATPase activator activity; protein-folding chaperone binding. Gene Ontology annotation, biological process: protein complex oligomerization; [2Fe-2S] cluster assembly. NCBI's taxonomy places the organism in Eukaryota, Fungi, Ascomycota, Dothideomycetes, Mycosphaerellales, Teratosphaeriaceae. The transcript has a single exon.